AAAAAGAGAAACAAAAGAAGAAGAACAAGAAAGCUCACAAGAGUCACUAAGCUUCAUUCACCAUCAAAUGCAAAAGAAAUUCACGCAAUGUCUUUCCUCUGUGAUCUUGAAAUCAUUCUCAAUCACGAAUUCACUUUCUUCGUCAAUCAGGAUUUGAUCUCAGAGUACUCAGGGUUCUUGAGGAAGAUGAUAAAACAGAGCAACAAGAAGAAGAAGAAUCAAAAGAACAGUAGAAUCAUCCUCCAUGUCGAAGAUUUUCCAGGUGGGUCAGAUGGUUUCGAGCUGGUUUUUAGGUUCUGUUACAGUAAUGGAGAAGGAAUCUCGAUCGAUGUCUCAAAUGUCUCCAUCUUGUAUUGUUCUUCUGUCUUCCUUGAGAUGUCAGAGAAACUCUGUUCCUCGAAUCUCUUGCAUCAAACAGAGAAGUUUCUUGAAGGAAUGUUCUAUUGGUCAUGGAACGACAUCAUUUCUUGCCUCAAGAACUGCGAACAAGUGUUCCUACACGCAGAUUCAUACGGUCUUGUUGAUAAGCUCGUUUUCGGAGUUUUAGCCAAAAUCGCUCAGAAUUCGGACAUGAGUCAAGUAUUUGCAUCAUCCUCGACGUCUUCCUCUGCUUCCGCCUCUUCUAUGUCGCCGGAGACGGCAAAGAAUAGGUCUGAAUCAGAGAAACGGUCAACUCCAAAAUCGUUUUCUUGUAAGACAAGCAAUGAGUGGUGGUUCGACGAUAUGUCAAUUCUUGGACCACAGGUUAUCGGAAAGUUGAUUAAGAGCCUUGGAGGUUAUGAUAAAGACAACAAUAGCUUAGUCAUAACAAGGUUUCUUCUCCAUUACCUCAAGACAAAGCUCCAUAACAAAUCACACAACAAGCUCGAGUAUGCAGGUUUAGCUGAUACAGCGGUUCAAGGAGUGAUUUUCGCUGGGAAAACCACGUUUUCUUGCAGGAAAAUCUUCUGGGUUCUUAGGGUUUUAUCGGGAUAUAGCAUCAGCAAAGAAUCAAGAAUUGGCUUAGAGAGAGUUAUAGGAGAAACGCUGGAUCAAGCAACACUUGAUGAUCUUCUGAUACCUGCAGGAGGCAAAAGAGAAAAAGGGUUUUACGAUGUGGAUUUGGUGAUAAGAUUACUCAAAGUGUUCGUGAGAAAUUGCAACGCAGAAGAAGAUCAGAAUUUGAAAAUACAGAGUAUAGGGAAGUUGAUUGAUAAGUAUUUGAGAGAGAUAUCUCCAGACCAGAAUCUUAAAGUGUCAAAGUUUCUUGAAGUUGCAGAGAGUUUGCCAGAUUCAGCUAGAGAUUGGUUUGAUGGAGUAUUCAGAGCCAUUGAUAUCUAUCUUGAGUCUCAUCCGAAUCUAGCAUCUGACGAUAGAACAAAACUAUGUCGAUGUCUAAACUACAAGAAACUAACAUUGGAGACAUGUAAACAACUUGCAAAAAAUCCCAAGAUCCCUCCAAAUAUUGCAGUUCAAGCACUCAAGUCACAACAAUUAUCCAACGAAAUUCUACCACACUCAAGAGAAGACAAGAUAAAACUAAACAAGAACAGGAAUUCGCGCAAGUACUUAGAAGAAAAACCAAUAUUGGUGCGUCUGAAAGGAUUUGAGAUAUCAGAGAAAUUAGUUGAUGGGUUUGACGACGAUCUAAGGAUGAAUUUAGAGAGGAAGCAUUGGAAUAAAGAGACGGAUCAUUCUGAAAAAGUUUGCACGGAAAAGAAGAGUGAAGUAGUCUCAAGAUUGGUGAGACAUGGACAUAAUCAAUCGAGUUCUAAUUUUCCAAGGCUUUGUUAGUUAAUAAUAGUUAAUUACGUCAUUAUGUUUUUUUUUUUGUUUUCUCUUUAUAUAGAUCCAGAUCAUUAUAUAAUCAUCACAUACAUGCACGUCUCAUGUGUGUUACAAGCUUUUCAUGCAAAAUAGAUUGUAGUUUUCAGAAUGCAUAUGAUUGUCCUUUUGGAUGGAAAU
Molecule: messenger RNA, 1944 nt
Organism: Eutrema salsugineum
Lineage: Eukaryota; Viridiplantae; Streptophyta; Magnoliopsida; Brassicales; Brassicaceae
Product: BTB/POZ domain-containing protein At3g19850
Exons: 3
Coding region: 88-1773 (561 amino acids)
Molecular function (GO): protein binding
Source: RefSeq, a predicted model, not a curated record